AUGGCGAAUAACACUGUCUCAGAUGCGGCUCAGACCGACGAGAAGCAGCUGGAAAGCACCACGCAACAGGGAUCAGGCAACGCUAGCCUUGAGGCGAACCAAGAUCCAAGUGUUGCGCCCACGGACGAUGAUGAUUACCCAGAAGGAGGCGCGCAGGCAUGGCUUGCGAUCGUGGGCUCCUUCUUGGUCUACUUCGCGUCCUUCGGCGUCGUCAACAGUUUCGGUUUCUUCCAGACCUUCUACCAGCAAGAAUACCUGAAGAAAUACCCGCCGUCGGUUAUCUCGUUCAUCGGCACACUGCAAAUUACUUUGAUGUAUCUGUCAGGGUCGUGGCUCUACUUGUUCGCAGCUAUCGGAGGCGCUGGCUCGAUGCUCGCUACGUCUUUCGCGCAACCGAACGCGAUCUGGCAGCAGUUCCUGGCACAGUCUCUCCUCUUUGGUCUCACCGUGGCGUAUGGAGUGCAGCCUGCUCUCACUGUCGCAGGCCAGUACUUUAAGCGCAAACGUGCCUUAGCCAUGGGCAUAGUUGCUUCUGGAAGCAGUAUUGGAGGCGUUUGCUUGCCAAUUAUGUUCUCGAAGCUCAUCCCAGCGAUAGGGUUUCCGUGGGCGCUGCGUGUCGGCGCACUGAUCCUGCUAGUCUGCUAUGCAAUAGCCAUGGCCAUCUGCCAGCCUGCACGGCCCAAGAGGAAGCUGGUAUCGCUGCGACAUCUUUUCGACUACAAGGGCUUCGUGGACAUCCGCUUUGCGUGCCUCUCUGCUGGAGCAGUCAUCUCAAGCCUUGGGAUCUAUGUUCCCUUCUACUACAUAGAGUCUUACUGUGUGGCCCUCGAUGUCAGCACGGAGCUCAAUGCUUAUUUACUACCGCUGAUCAAUGCUUCAAGCCUCCUCGGCCGGAUCAGGUAUGCCACAAGCUCUCUGGCUCUUUCAACCUACCGAAUCAAGCUGACUUCAUCAGUGGAGGAUAUGCAGCAGACCGCCUCGGACGACUCAAUGUGCUCUAUCCUAUGA
Molecule: messenger RNA, 1008 nt
Organism: Diaporthe amygdali
Lineage: Eukaryota; Fungi; Ascomycota; Sordariomycetes; Diaporthales; Diaporthaceae
Product: MFS transporter asaE
Exons: 4
Coding region: 1-1008 (335 amino acids)
Biological process (GO): transmembrane transport
Cellular component (GO): fungal-type vacuole membrane
Molecular function (GO): transmembrane transporter activity
Source: RefSeq, a predicted model, not a curated record